Molecule: messenger RNA, 552 nt
Organism: Cotesia congregata
Lineage: Eukaryota; Metazoa; Arthropoda; Insecta; Hymenoptera; Braconidae
Source: the annotation of a GenBank genome assembly
AUGGAUCAUUCACGUCCCUGGCCAACAAUGUUUCAGAGAGAAGCAGACCCAAUGCCUGGAUGUCGGCGAUUUGAUAUUUUUUUGAAUAAGAACCGAUUUGUCGAUCAUAAAAUAUUGGGUGCGUUAGAUAACACUUGGUACACGAUACUUGCUAAAGAAUGGAGCGAGAAUACGAAAUUCUGGGAACACGAGUUCAAUAAGCAUGGAAGCUGUGCCACUCGUUCAAGUGUCAUUGGAGAUGAUGUGAACUAUUUUAAGAGAACACUCGAGCUACAUCGUCAGCUGAACAUUGGCAUGACGUUUUCCCUAGGUGGACUUAAAACUGGUGCUACCAUCAAAUUGCGAUAUAUUAUUGAUAUUAUCGAAAAAAAAGUUGGCGCAACGGUCAAAAUUGACUUUGUUCAGAAUCCAUACACUGGAGAAAACUAUAUAACGGAACUUUAUAUCUGCUACGACACACAUCUCAGAGUGAUGGACUGCCCAAAUGUAUAUUGGUCUAAUGAAAAAUUGGAGACAGACAUUAGGUAUUUGGAUCAGCUGCCACGCGCGUAG